GGAUGCACCACCAAUGCAAAACAGCUUCCCAGCAACCAGGAUUCCUGUGUGAGGACAGCACCGCUUGCUUGCUGCCCUCUCAGCUUUGUGAUGGCAAAAUGGACUGCCCUGACGGAGGGGAUGAGGCUGCGGCCUACUGCGGUCAAAUGCCCAACAGUCUCCCACAAAACCUGAUUUUCAAGUGUCCCAACCAGAAGACAUGGACAUAUGUUGACAGGGUGUGUGACACAAGGAACGACUGCGGUGAUUGCUCGGAUGAGUCAGUUCCCCAGUGCCCAGAGUGCUUGGGCUGGAGAUGUGAUACUGUUUUCUUCGCUGACUGCGCCUGCAUUCCCAGAAGUCGCUGCAGAAACGGCGUCCAGGACUGUGCUGAUUGGAGUGAUGAAAACCUGUGUGACUAGGCAUAUA
Molecule: messenger RNA, 408 nt
Organism: Acomys russatus (golden spiny mouse)
Lineage: Eukaryota; Metazoa; Chordata; Mammalia; Rodentia; Muridae
Product: low-density lipoprotein receptor class A domain-containing protein 1-like
Exons: 3
Coding region: 3-401 (132 amino acids)
Cellular component (GO): plasma membrane
Molecular function (GO): protein binding
Source: RefSeq, a predicted model, not a curated record